AUGGAAAUUCCAGGAUUUUAUUAUGAUGAAACUAAAAGGAAGUAUUUUAAGAUAACAUCAAAUACUACAGUAUCUCAUAAAUAUAAUUCAAAUGUGAUUAAACAAGAAAAAAGGGAAAAUGAACGAGCAAUUAAAAGAGCUAAAUUAGAAGAUAGACAAUCAAUUUCUUCCAAUCCUAGAUUUAAAUUAAAAUUAUAUUCAAAUCUUGAUUUAAAAUUAAAUGGGUUUGAUUUAAACAGAAGGAAGUUUGAAAUAGAGAAAUAUUGUUUACAAAAUAUUGAAAAAAGAAAUUGUACAACUACAAGAGUUGGUGGUUAUCAUUCAGAUAAAAUUGAAAAAAUUAUUUAUGAUGAUUUAAAUAAAUGGUUUUCAUUUAGUAGUAAUAAAUCUAUUUAUGAAGUUAAAUUAAAUGAGAUGGUUAAUAAAGAUGGUGAUGAAUUUUUAAAUUAUAAACCAAUUAUACCAAUUUUAAAAACCACUAGAAAUGAUAAAAAAGAUUCAAUUUUAAGAGACUUUAAUAAUUUUAAACAAAGUGAUAAUACUUCAACAUUGAUUAAAACAUGGCAAGGAGUUGGAAAUGAACCUAGUGAAGUUGAAAUUUCCACCAAAAUUAAUCAAACAACAUUUAAAUCAUAUUCAAUUAAAAAAUCAAAUCGUGAAUCUUUUAAUACUUCAUUUUAUAAUAAUUUAAAUAAUAAUUUAAUAAUUUGUGGAAGUAAACAUUGUUUUAAACAAUCAAUGUGUGAUUUAAGUAAACAAGAUGAAGUUAUUUUCAAAGGAUUAGAUGUUUUAACUGCUGAUUAUAAAACUAGUAAUGUUUAUUUAUUAGGUACAAGAAGUGGUCAAGCUUUAGUUAUUGAUGAUCGUAUGAAUAAUAAAAAUAUACAUAAAAUUAAAAAACAGCAGCAAAAUUCUGGAAAUGGGUCAGUUAUUAAUAUUAAAAAAAUAAAUGGUGAUAGAGUCUUAUGUUCAUUUUUAGGAUCUAAAUUAAAACUUUUUGAUAUAAGAUUAGGUUUCAAGAAUUCUAUUGUUGAUUAUAAUUCUACCAAGACAGUUGAAGAUGUAUUUGGUGAAACACUAGGAAUGAUAAAUGAUACAAAUUUUAUUGUUCAAACUAAAUCUUCAUUUGAAAUUUUCGAUAUAAUGAAUCCAUAUCCAAUUAAAUCUUUAAAUAUAUCAAGAAGAGAAGAUACAGAUACAAGAAUGAAUAACAAUGUUAUUGAUAGUUGUGUAUUUACAGAUCAUCAUUCAAAGAUUAAUAAUGGGAUUAUAAUGACUAAUGGAGAAGACUUUGAUAUAUAUAGUUAA
Molecule: messenger RNA, 1308 nt
Organism: Hansenula ciferrii
Lineage: Eukaryota; Fungi; Ascomycota; Saccharomycetes; Phaffomycetales; Wickerhamomycetaceae
Exons: 1
Coding region: 1-1308 (435 amino acids)
Cellular component (GO): Cul4-RING E3 ubiquitin ligase complex
Source: RefSeq, a predicted model, not a curated record